AAAAAAGCACACAGUUCCACACCUUUCAUCAGGCGGGCCCGGUUUUCGAAUCAAUCUUCGAAUAGUGGCGUGUUAAUUUGUUAACUUCUUUUCCGAAAGGUCGACCUCCGCCGAAACUAGGCAAAGAAGGGGUCACUCGAACUCGCCGCGAGCUAUGGAACUGAGCACGACUAUUGGUCGCUAAAAUUUAGACGAACGAAAAAAUGAAGAAAACAUGAACCGUCGCCAAAUAAUUGCGGGUUCAUACCGAAAGAUAUAAAUAAGAGCUCAGGGUUGGAGAUUGAUAUCAGUUGCUGUGGUAAGCUCAAAGCAAAAGUGAUUUAGUUGUUUUCUCUUCAAGUGCCAACAACUUGCCGUUUUGGUAAAAAUGUUUAAAUUGGUUAUAAUUAUAUCACUGAUAGCCCUUGCGCUAGCCUUUCCACUGGGCCCAAUUGUGGUGAAAAAUUCGGAAGCCGAUGCACAGAUCCUGUCGUACGAAAAUGUCGUCCACGAUGAUGGACACUUCGGUUGGUCGUACCAAACAAGCAACGGAAUCAGUGCCCACGAAGAGGGUCAAGGUGCGCACGCCGCGAACGGAAUGUUCACCUCCACCGGACCGGACGGCACACAGUAUCGGGUGCAGUACGUAGCCGACGAGGCCGGAUACCGGGCCGAAGGUGCCCAUCUGCCAACCCCGCCACCAACGCCGGAUCAUGUGCUGAAAUCGCUCGAGCAGAUCCGAGCCAAUCCACCCCGAGAUCAGAAAGACUUCAGCCUGGAAGCGCUGGAUGCCACCAUUGCGCGACUGAGGCACUGAACUGCAGCUGUGUUUAUUUUUAAAUAUAAUUUGUUGUUAUUGUUCGCUGCGUAUGGCAAAUACUAAAUAGUGAUGAAUUUC
Molecule: messenger RNA, 877 nt
Organism: Wyeomyia smithii (pitcher-plant mosquito)
Lineage: Eukaryota; Metazoa; Arthropoda; Insecta; Diptera; Culicidae
Product: pupal cuticle protein Edg-78E-like
Exons: 2
Coding region: 368-796 (142 amino acids)
Cellular component (GO): chitin-based extracellular matrix
Molecular function (GO): structural constituent of chitin-based larval cuticle
Source: RefSeq, a predicted model, not a curated record